This is a messenger RNA of Onychomys torridus (southern grasshopper mouse), 5805 nucleotides long. It is a transcript of the gene Sgsm2, whose product is annotated as small G protein signaling modulator 2. The transcript is spliced from 24 exons. The record is from RefSeq and is a predicted model, not a curated record. Lineage: Eukaryota; Metazoa; Chordata; Mammalia; Rodentia; Cricetidae. Gene Ontology annotation, molecular function: GTPase activator activity. Bases 1139 to 4297 code for a protein of 1052 amino acids.
UCCGCUAGCCAGUGAGCCCCGGGUGCUUGAGUCCCCGCAAAUACGUCGUGGCAACUUUUCCCACGCUGCAGUCCACUGGUGAGGGCUGCCUGAAAGACUCCGGAUGUAGCCUCCAGGCUCCGGCCCUUGAUACAGGGGCCUACUUUGCGACCAUAUUUCAUAUUUUUGCACGCUAAAGUGGUAUCACGUGGGAAGAAAUAAAAGUCCUCCUGUCACGUAGAUUUUGCACGCCGAUCUCUCCGGUCCCAUUGAUUUCUAUAAGGUGGUAAAGUUUUAUGACUGCGUAACCUUGUCUUUCCCCGAUUACUCUAAUUUCCAACGCGAACCACUCAAAAAGGGUUUCGCCUCACCCUCGCCGGCUCCGUUCCAGCCAGUCUCUUACUCCAACUCGUGCCCCCUCUUCCCACAAAUCUGCAAGGUGUGCCAAACGGGACGUGAAGAAGAGGGUGAGAGCUUCCUCUUGCGCUCGGGCUCCGGUUCUCCGUAGCUCGCGGCUGGAUUCUUGCUUUUCUCCCGCAAGCUUUGCAACUAAGAGCGGCAGACAGGCCACGGGAUUCGGAGGAGUGAGAAGACCAGAUUCGAACCACAGGAACGCAGGGCCGGGAACCCUGGUCUCCUAGCUCCUCUCCGAGGGGCCAGAAGUCGGGAGCAGUCACUGAGGUUGAAGCCCGUCCAGACACAAGCACCUUUCCAGAAGUCCGUCUGUCUGGCUCCGCAGCCUCUGGCCGAGGAGCUGGCGGCUCCCAGCGCUCACAAUGCGGGUUCGCGCCCUCGGGGCGGGAGCCUGCCCGUCGCCAUGACAACCGUCCCUGCGGCGCGCGCCCGGGCCCGACGCCCCCAGGCGUCCGCACCCGCCCUGACCCCCCCUCCCCACCCAGUCGCGGCGCACACACCCCCUCCCUGCCGGCUGCUGUGGGAAGGGGCCGGGCCUGCUGCCUGACGUCUGCGGGGCUCGGAAGAUGGCUGCGGAGCUGAGCACCGGGCAGUGGCUGCGGCGGCGGCGAGCGGGGAGCGCGGCGGGCGGGGGCUCCGCCUCACGCGUGGGGCGCUGAGCCGGGAGGCGCGGAGGCGGCGAGGGCAAGCGGGGGACCGGACCGGGGGGCCCGCUGGGCGCCGCCUGCCCGCCACCUGCCGCACCAUGGGCAGCGCCGAGGACGCAGUCAAAGAAAAGCUGCUGUGGAACGUGAAAAAGGAGGUGAAGCAAAUCAUGGAGGAGGCUGUCACCAGGAAGUUUGUGCAUGAAGACAGCAGCCACAUCAUUGCUCUGUGUGGUGCUGUGGAGGCUUGCCUCUUGCAUCAGCUAAGGCGCCGUGCCGCUGGCUUCCUGCGCAGUGACAAGAUGGCAGCUCUGUUCACCAAAGUGGGGAAGACAUGCCCCGUGGCUGGAGAGAUUUGCCACAAGGUGCAGGAGCUGCAGCAACAAGUAGAGGGCAGGAAACCCUCUGGAGGCUGCCAGGAAGCCCUUCGGAAACAGGGCUCAGGCAGCGGGAAGGCCCCGGCUCUCAGCCAACAGGCCUUGAAACACAUCUGGGUACGCACAGCACUCAUGGAGAAAGUUCUGGACAGGGUUGUACAGUACCUGGCCGAAAACUGCAGCAAGUACUAUGAAAAGGAAGCAUUAUUGGCAGACCCUGUGUUUGGCUCAGUCCUGGCCUGUCUCCUCGUGGGACCCUGUGCCUUGGAAUACACGAAGCUCAAGACAGCUGAUCACUACUGGACUGACCCCUCUGCUGACGAGCUAGUCCAGAGGCAUCGUAUCCGGGGUCCCCCUAAUCGACAGGACUCCCCAGCAAAGCGCCCUGCCCUGGGGAUCCGGAAGCGCCACUCCAGUGGCAGCACGUCAGAAGAUCGGCUAGCUGCCUGUGCCCGUGAGUACGUGGAGUCCCUGCACCAGAGCUCAAGAACUCGGCUGCUCUACGGCAAGAACAACGUACUGGUGCAGCCGAAGGAGGACAUGGAGGCGGUCCCUGGCUACCUCUCCCUGCACCAGUCUGCAGAGAACCUGACUCUAAAGUGGACUCCCAACCAACUCAUGAACGGGACUCUCGGGGACUCUGAGCUGGAAAAGAGUGUCUACUGGGACUAUGCCCUGGUGGUACCCUUCAGUCAGAUCGUCUGCAUCCACUGCCACCAGCAGAAGAGCGGUGGCACGCUUGUGCUGGUGAGCCAGGAUGGCAUCCAGAGGCCUCCACUGCACUUCCCACAGGGAGGACACCUGCUGUCCUUUCUGUCAUGUCUGGAGAACGGGCUGCUGCCUCGCGGACAGCUUGAGCCCCCGCUGUGGACCCAGCAGGGAAAGGGCAAGGUUUUCCCCAAGCUACGGAAACGCAGCAGUGUACGUUCAGUCGAUGUGGAGGAGUUGGGUGUAGGACGGGCCACAGACUACGUGUUCCGGAUCAUCUACCCUGGGCACAGGCAUGAACGCAUCACUAUUAACUACCACCACCUAGCGGCCAGCCGUGCGGCCUCGGUGGACGAUGAUGAGGAAGAGGAGGAUAAGCUACAUGCGAUGCUCUCAAUGAUCUGCUCGCGGAACCUCACAGCUCCCGGUCUGAUGAAAGAUGCUGGUGACAUGAUUGAGAUGCAGGGUUUUGGACCCAGCCUGACGGCCUGGCACCUAGAGCCCCUGUGUAGCCAGGGCUCCUCCUGCCUCUCCUGCUCCUCCAGUAGCUCCCCAUAUGCAACCCCCAGUCACUGCAGCUGCGUUCCUGACAGGUUGCCCCUCAGGCUGCUGUGCGAGAGCAUGAAGAGGCAGAUUGUGUCCCGGGCCUUCUAUGGCUGGCUUGCCUACUGCCGCCACCUGUCCACGGUGAGGACCCACCUGUCAGCACUAGUGCAUCACAACAUCAUUCCACCGGACAGGCCCCCAGGGGCUUCAGGUGGCCUUACCAAGGACGUGUGGAGCAAGUAUCAAAAGGACAAAAAGAACUACGAGGAGCUGGAGCUGCUGCGACAGGUGUACUAUGGCGGUGUGGAGCAUGAGAUUCGCAAGGAUGUCUGGCCCUUCCUGCUCGGCCACUACAAGUUUGGCAUGAGCAAGAAGGAGAUGGAGCAGGUGGAUACAGCCGUGGCAGCGAGGUACCAGCAGGUGCUGGCAGAGUGGAAGGCCUGCGAGGUGGUGGUGAGACAGCGGGAGCGGGAAGCUCAUCCAGCCACGCUUCCUAAAUUCUCCUCGGGCAGCAGCAUCGACAGCCACGUGCAGCGCCUGGUGCACCGAGAUUCUACCAUCAGCAAUGAUGUGUUUAUCUCUGUGGAUGAUCUAGAGCCCCCAGGGCCUCAGGACCCUGAUGAUUCCAGACCAAAGCAGGAGCAGGAACCAGCAACUGGGACUCCAGGCAUGGCCGCUGCCGCCGCCGAGCAACAGUCAGUGGAGUUUGACUCCCCAGACUCGGGCCUGCCUUCCUCCCGUAACUACUCGGUGGCCUCCGGCAUCCAGUCCAGCCUCGAUGAGGCGCAGAGCGUGGGCUUCGAAGAGGAUGCCGCUGGGGAAGAAAGCUCCUCCGAUGUGCCAGCCACUGCAGCCCACACUUUCUCUGAGCCCCAUGACCCAGGCCAGGGGAAGCUUGCACCUGCCAGUGAGCUCGAAGCAGGGGAGGAGCUCGCAGCCGUGUGUGCUGCGGCCUAUACUAUAGAAUUACUGGACACCGUGGCCUUAAAUCUGCACCGCAUAGACAAGGAUGUGCAGAGGUGUGACCGAAAUUACUGGUACUUCACGACCCCCAACCUCGAGAGGCUCAGAGACAUCAUGUGCAGCUACGUGUGGGAGCACCUGGAUGUGGGCUACGUGCAGGGCAUGUGUGACCUCCUGGCCCCUCUCCUGGUCAUCCUCGACAAUGACCAGCUGGCCUACAGCUGCUUCAGCCAGCUCAUGAAGAGGAUGAGCCAGAACUUCCCCAAUGGGGGGGCCAUGGACACCCACUUUGCCAACAUGCGCUCCCUCAUCCAGAUCUUGGACUCGGAGCUGUUUGAGCUGAUGCAUCAAAAUGGAGACUAUACCCAUUUCUACUUCUGUUACCGCUGGUUCCUGCUGGAUUUUAAAAGAGAGUUGCUGUAUGAGGACGUGUUUGCAGUAUGGGAGGUGAUCUGGGCGGCCAGGCACAUCUCUUCAGAGCACUUUGUCCUGUUCAUCGCCCUGGCCCUGGUGGAGGCCUACAGAGAGAUUAUCCGUGACAACAACAUGGACUUCACUGACAUCAUUAAGUUCUUCAAUGAGCGGGCUGAACAUCAUGACGCCCAGGAGAUCCUGCAAAUUGCCCGGGACCUCGUCCACAAGGUGCAGAUGCUCAUGGACAAGUGAGCUGCCUCCAGGGGCUGAGGAGUGGAGAGCCCGGGAGCAGGCCCCGCACUCCAGCAGGAGAGGUGGGGGUCACCAUAGCCAGACUGCCUCACCCCAAGCCAGUCCCCUGCCUCGACCCCUGCCAACCCUGCCCACUCAGCUGUGUAACCUAACAAAGUGACUGUGAGCCUGGCCUGUGAGUGUGGGCAGUGAUGGCCCUCCAGGGCAAGUCAGGGUCAGGAUGCCUGCAGAUCACAACUGGGUGGGAAGGGUUGGCCUCAGGGAGAGGGGCUGCCUUGGGAGACAGCUACCCAGUUUCCCCCUCAAACACCAGAACAGCCCCACUGCCACCUGUAGCCUCAGUUUGGACUGUUUCCCAAUGUCUCUUCCAGUCACCCUGGGGCCACAUAAGGUUAGUGGGGUCUACAGUGGCCUCAGCCUCAUCUAACAGGAGUUGCAUGGGGCAAGGAGCUCUGUGCCGUAUCUCUCCUGAGACCUUCUGUCGUCUCAACCAGCUGCCUAUUCAGGCAUGUGUCCUGGGGCCAGGAGACCUGGGCUACCUUCCAGGCUCUCCUGAGACUUGGGAAGCCAGAUGUGGGCCCUGGGAGAGCAGUCCACCUCAGCAGCACUGCCAUAGUCUCUGGCCACCAGAGUGACCCCAUGAGCUCCCCACCCAUUGCACAGUGCGCCCACUCAUGUCUAUACAGUGUCACUCUCCACACCCUGCCCUUGCAUUACGCACUAGAGGUCCCCAAGGCUGCGCAUAAAUAGCACAUUCACCCUCUGCGUGGUAUGGAGGGCAGUGGGUAUUGGUUGCUCUCCAGAGGGACCCUAGGGAGACUCUGUAGGAAAGCAGUCCUGUCACAGCCUGUUUUCAAGGACAGGCCUCUGAGCUUCAGGGUAUUUAUUACCUGUUCCAUUACCUGUUCCAGAUAUCUAUGAGUUCCCAGGACCAAGGGAGGUGGGAUUGCCUGGGUAUUCUCAGUUCAUGCCAGCUCCACUUUCCACAUGCUUCUCAGGAUACUGAGAGGCCUGGAAACCCAGAAAGGCCCUUGGAAGAGUUUGCAGGGGUGUCACCAAAGGGACACCCCUUGACCCAAGGCAUGCUGCUUGUUUUGUCAUCUCCGCCCCCCAAGCACAUGCAAGCCAGGCCCGGAACCUGGGGGCCACACCUUGCCUGGCUCCUGCCCAGAAGUUACAGGUCCACAGACUUCCUGCAUUUGGAAAACACGAGAAAGGGCCAGCCGCCGUCUGCAUCUAGCACAUGCCCUCCCUAACCCCUGUACUGCACGGCCUGUGUGGGGCCAGCCCGUCCUUGUUCAUGAUUCCUUGGCCUCCACCAAGCAUGGUGGCCAACGUGUGCCUGCCUUAGUGACUCUGGUUCUGUGAGGAGCAGAGUGUAUGGGGUUUGAGGUUUAUUUUUGUUUUUUGUUUGUUUUUUCAUCUGGUUGGUCAGUUGAUUUUGUUUUGCUCAGAAACUAUACUCUUCAAUAUAAUAGACCAAUAAAAUUCAUUUGGCAAUGCCUGCA